GACAAUUCCGACUCCGAGGAGGAGAGUGGGCCAUCUACGCUCAUACACGAGUCGCUGCUCAGUGGUGCGAAGUCCAGCCAACGCGCAUCCGCGCGCAAGGUGAAAUUCGCUCCGCCAGAUGAGUCCGAGGAGCAGCGCAGCUUGCGCACGAUCUUCGUGGGUAACCUCUCGUCCGAGGUUGCUCAGAAGCGACCUUUGCAGAAAAAACUCCACAGGCACAUUCUAGAGCUCGUUCCUACCGCAAAAAUCGAGUCCACAAGAUUCCGCUCCGUCGCAUUUCAAAAUCCUACCAGUAAACUUCCCGAUGAUGAUGGGACAGAAAAGACCGGCUCACGGCAGCACGGCCUAGACAGAGCAUCAUCGUGGCGCAAAGCUAAUCCCACAGCGGACGAGCCGAAAAAUGACGAGAAGAAGUUUCUUACUCCAAGUCAGAAAAAAAAAGUUGCAUUUAUCAAUCAUGAACUUCACCCUAGCGCCGAUUCAGUUAAUGCAUACGUCGUCUUCGCAUAUCCCCCUCCUGCGAACGAGCGGCCUUUAAAUUUGCCUCCCCUUCUACCAGUCAUGGACCCACACGAGGCAGCUCGUCUAGCUGUCGAGACGUGCAAUGGGACUGUUUUCAUGGAUCGUACAAUCCGUGUAGAUUCUUUGGGCAGGCCUGCAGAUAGCAUUGGAAAACAAAGUGCUCUCUUAGGUACUUUUGCGGGAGAUCCAAAAUCAUCGGUUUUCGUGGGUAACCUUGACUUUGCGAGCAAAGAGGAAGAUCUGCGGAUAUUCUUCGAAAGUCUUAUCACUGCCGAGCGCGGGCCACCUAGUCAGGCUUCAGAUGCACCUAAGCAUUGGGUUUCACGAGUCAGAAUUGUGCGGGAUAAGGAGACUCAACUUGGGAAGGGCUUCGCAUAUGUGCAAUUUACGGAUCGUGUUUGCGUGGACGAAACUCUUGCGAUGGAAGAGUCGAAACUCAAAUUUGCAAAACGUAAACUACGCGUUCAACGCUGCAAAAUACUCCCCAAGGGCUCUGCGACUGAUAAAGCUGCUGCUUCAAAGACUGCAACUACUAGUCACAGUACAGGUGCAGCUCCACCCAUCGACGUGCCAAAGGGCGAUCCCUCUCUGGGUGAAAAAAUAGCGACCCUCUCCAAAGAGGAACGAAAGCAGAUAAAAGCGACGGAUGCUGACCGGCUGGCGCGGAGGAUGGCGAAGAAGAAAGUGAGAAUGGCGCUUGCGAAGCAGGGUGUGCCUGUACGUGGCAAGGAGAAGGAUGGGGGACGAACGAGGAAGACGGGCGCUGUCAAGAGGGCCGCUAUCGCGCCUCGUAAACAGAGCAGGAUCCGGAGUGAGAAGAGUAUGUCAAAACGAAAUAUGAAGAAAUGA
This is a messenger RNA of Suillus subaureus, 1371 nucleotides long. RefSeq lists its product as uncharacterized. The record is from RefSeq and is a predicted model, not a curated record. Lineage: Eukaryota; Fungi; Basidiomycota; Agaricomycetes; Boletales; Suillaceae. The annotation marks the transcript as partial. Gene Ontology annotation, molecular function: RNA binding. The transcript has 3 exons.